UGUGGUUGUGUUAGUGACAGUUGUGGAUUAACAAUCAACAUGAACGGCAACAGUGUGUCCAAUGGGAACGGGAACCAUUACGAUGUAGAGGCAGAGAAAACACCGAAUUAUUCUAACAGAAAAAUCAUGAAACCUAAACUGACGGGGGUGGCUACGAUUUUGCUGACUGUGAUAUGUUUUCCAAUAAUUUCGAAAGCGGAAGCAAUGUCUGCGAUCGCCAAAGAUCUCAUGACGAAGAUCGCCGAGCCAUCACAAAGCUCCGGCAACAAAAUAACUGUCGUCGGAGUAGGACAAGUGGGCAUGGCUUGCGCCUUCAGCAUUCUCACACAGUAUGUGACUGAUGAGAUAGCUCUAGUGGAUGUGAUGGGAGACAAGGUCAAAGGAGAGUUGAUGGACCUUCAACAUGGCGCAUGUUUCAUGAGGAGUCCCAAGAUAGAAGCUAGCACAGACUAUGAAAUCACAGCAAACUCCAAGAUUUGCAUUGUGACUGCCGGCGUUAGACAAAAGGAGGGGGAGAGCCGACUCAACCUGGUCCAGCGGAACUUGGAUAUCUUCAAACAUAUCAUCCCUCAGUUGGUCAAAUACAGCCCCAACACAAUCCUGCUGAUUGUCAGCAAUCCAGUUGACAUUUUGACUUACGUUGCUUGGAAGUUGAGCGGUUUGCCCAAGAACAGAGUGAUUGGAUCAGGAACCAACCUCGACACAUCGAGACUCAGAUUUCUGGUGUCUCAAAAACUAAACCUGUCAGUUGAGAGUUGUCAUGGAUGGAUCAUCGGAGAGCAUGGAGACUCAAGUGUUCCCGUCUGGUCUGGUGUAAACGUUGCUGGAGUGAGGUUAAAAGAUCUCAACCAACACGUCGGAACCGAUAGCGACAGCGACAGCUUCGGAAAAAUACACAAACAAGUGGUGGAUAGUGCCUAUGAAAUCAUCAAGCUGAAGGGUUAUACUUCAUGGGCAAUCGGACUAAGUGUUGCCAAGCUUUGUCAGUCAAUUCUCCACAACACUCACACAGUACACGCAGUCUCUACAGAUGUUAAGGGAUUCCACGGAAUCGACCACAACGUCUUCCUAUCUUUACCGUGUGUCCUUGGUGAAAGCGGAGUGUCCCAUGUUGUGAAACAACCUUUGAACCAAGUAGAGCAACAACAGCUGCACAAGUCUGCAGAGACGAUAAACCAGGUCUUGCAAGGAUUGAAGUUUUAAUUAUAUUUGUAAGAAUAACUAAGUGGCUGAUGGUGUUUUAAGGGAUAGGGUGCAGCUACCUUUCUAGACAAAUUUUAGAAUUCAGGGGCAGAUAGAUAAGUAAUACAGGUUA
Messenger RNA from Macrosteles quadrilineatus (aster leafhopper), 1315 nucleotides. Its product is annotated as L-lactate dehydrogenase. The coding region runs from base 40 to 1203 and encodes 387 amino acids. Gene Ontology annotation, biological process: carboxylic acid metabolic process. Gene Ontology annotation, molecular function: L-lactate dehydrogenase (NAD+) activity. The transcript has 9 exons. NCBI's taxonomy places the organism in Eukaryota, Metazoa, Arthropoda, Insecta, Hemiptera, Cicadellidae. The record is from RefSeq and is a predicted model, not a curated record. Gene Ontology annotation, cellular component: cytoplasm.